AUGUCGGGCGCCUCGCUCGCGGAGCGGCGCGGCCUGCCCUGGCGGCCGGCGUCGGCGGGCGGCGGCGGCUGCCGCGGCCGCGCGGCGCCGGAGGGGCGCUGGCCCCUGCAGGCCCGGGUGGCGGGCGAUGUCGCGGCCGCCAUGGUGGCGGAGGUGAGGGCCGAGGUCAGGAGUACGGUUGUGACCACCGUUGUGCAGGAAGUGGCGGCCGAGAUGCAGAGGUCGCUGUCGACCAUGUCGCAGUCCCUCGUGGCUCGGUUUCAGCGGGACCUCCGCGAAGAAGGGGCAAAGAUCCGCGAGGGCUUCGCCCAGGUGGGUGAGGCACUCGUGUGCCAGUCAACGGAGCAAUUGGUCCAGCUCAACCACUCAAUUUGCAAGAGUAUCGAGGAUUGCACUGUAGGUAUUGAUUCCACCCAGUUGGCGGAGGCCGUUGCCAAAUGCCAUAAUCACGAGGAGAUGAGUGCCGUGAAAGCGCAGCUCCUGUCAAAAUUUGACCACCUUGACGAGCUGUUCUCCAGGAUUGAAGCCUUCGCAGAGGGCAGUGAGCAGCUGCGCGAGCAGAUGACAUCAUUCUGCCAGCAAUCGUGGGAGUUUUCUGCCGAGCUCGAUGCUUCCAUCCGCAGGAGCAUGGAAGACUGCAAGGUGCAGGUGGACUGCAGCCAGAUGCUGGAUGCCAUUUCUACCAUAGCGUCCGCAUUGCCGCCGACGCCAGGCGGGUCUGGGCAAGCGGAGGUCGUGGAGGAGAAUGCCGACUGGUCGCCAGCGCAGUGGACGAACCAUUCGUCGAGAACCGCCGCCGACAGGACCUCGAGCUUCGAUGGCAUGCAGCACGGAGUUGGCGGGAUGGCGAAGCAGCUGGAGGUGAUGCUGGAGCAGAACUACUUUGCUCUGCUGAUGGAGAUUCGCAAGAUGAGCCAGGGCUCUGCAGUGGCGGAGCAGCAAUUUCCAGAGGGCCUGGACCGAUGGACAAGAUUCGCAAGGUUGGUGAGAUCUGCAGCCGUUGCCAACAGGUCUGGCACAGGUGCCGCGUGA
This is a messenger RNA of Prorocentrum cordatum, 1032 nucleotides long. NCBI's taxonomy places the organism in Eukaryota, Dinophyceae, Prorocentrales, Prorocentraceae. The record is from the annotation of a GenBank genome assembly.